Molecule: messenger RNA, 289 nt
Organism: Paramecium sonneborni
Lineage: Eukaryota; Ciliophora; Oligohymenophorea; Peniculida; Parameciidae
Source: the annotation of a GenBank genome assembly
AUGCUUCAUGUGAAUAACUUAUAUAAAAUUAAAUUAAAAGUUAAAUAUACAGAAUAAAUACAAUUAAUAAAUGAUAUUAAACUGAAUACAGAAUAAGAUUAGAAUCCAUAUAUGAGAAAUCGACCUCCAAAAAAGAUCAAGAGUAGAGAAUUAAAUUAAGCAAAUAAAUAUGAAAAUGUAAAAAGCAUUUUAAAACAUAGUCUUAUAUUUAGUCAUUUAUAAAUAAAUAUGAAUAAUAAUUAAUUAAUAAAGAUUUAGGAAAAUAAUAUAAAAAGACAUUUGGAUUGAA